Molecule: messenger RNA, 2745 nt
Organism: Fukomys damarensis (Damara mole-rat)
Lineage: Eukaryota; Metazoa; Chordata; Mammalia; Rodentia; Bathyergidae
Gene: St6gal1
Product: ST6 beta-galactoside alpha-2,6-sialyltransferase 1
Exons: 7
Coding region: 372-1589 (405 amino acids)
Molecular function (GO): sialyltransferase activity
Source: RefSeq, a predicted model, not a curated record
UGUGGUGUUCAGCCCCAAACUUUGCUCUUGUUUCUUCCUCCUGCAGUUGGGGGUAGAGCCAGUUGUGCAGAUCUCUGCAGCGAGCAGCCCAUUGAAGAGCCACCAGUGUCUGGGAGUCCCGCCGAAAUGAGCUCGCUCUCCUGAGCCUGUCCCAAGCCAAGUCCAUCCACCAGGUCUCAUCACAUCGCUGAGAUGUUUUUUAAUCACCCUGAGAAAAAUGAGCCUUGGCCUCCAGACACAAUAAAGCAAACCUCCUGUCUAUGGAGAGCAGUGCUGGUUCCUGAGGACCUGGGGGGUCUGCAGUUCCAGGGGGAUUAGCCAGAAGCAGGUUUAUUUUCCUGCUUAAAACAGGGCUACACACAGCUUUCAUUAUGUUUCACACCAACCUGAAAAAAAAGUUCAGCUACUGUAUCCUGGUCUUUCUCCUGUUUGCAGUCAUCUGUGUGUGGAAGGAAAGGAAGAAAGGGAGUUACUAUGGUUCCCUUAAAGUGCAAACCAAGGAAUUCCAGGUGCUCAAGAGCCUUGAGAAACUGACCACGGGGUCUGGUCCCCGGUCUGCAGCAACAAGCAGUACCCAGGUCCCCCACCGGCUCACCCAGACCCUCAGACCCAGGGUCCCACCCAAGGCCAAACUGCAGCCCACCUUCCAGGUGUGGGACAAAGACAGCUCAUCCAAAAACCUUGUCCCCAGGCUGCAAAACAUCCGGAAGAAUUACCUGCGCAUGAACAAGUAUAAAGUGUCCUAUAAGGGGCCGGGACCAGGUGUUAAAUUCAGUGCGGAUGCUCUGCGCUGCCACCUCCGGGACCAUGUGAACGUGACCAUGGUGGGAGCCACAGAUUUUCCCUUCAAUACCUCUGAAUGGGAGAGUUACCUGCCCAGGGAGAACAUUAGGACCAAGGCUGGGCCGUGGCGCAGGUGUGCUGUUGUCUCAUCAGCGGGAUCUCUGAAGUCCUCACAACUGGGCCAAGAAAUAGAUGAUCAUGAUGCAGUCCUGAGGUUCAAUGGGGCACCCACAGCCAACUUCCAACAAGAUGUGGGCACGAAAACUACCAUUCGACUGAUGAACUCUCAGUUGGUCACCACAGAAGGGCGCUUCCUCAGGGACAGUUUGUACAAUGAAGGAAUCCUGAUUGUGUGGGACCCAUCCAUGUACCAUGUAGAUAUCCCAAAGUGGUACCAGAAUCCCGACUAUAAUUUCUUUAAUAACUACAAGAGCUACCGCAAGCUGCAUCCCAACCAGCCCUUUUACAUUCUCAGACCCCAGAUGCCUUGGGAGCUGUGGGAUAUUCUUCAGGAAAUCUCCCCAGAAGAGAUCCAGCCAAAUCCCCCAUCCUCUGGGAUGCUCGGUAUCAUCCUCAUGAUGACGCUAUGUGAGCAGGUGGACGUGUAUGAGUUCCUCCCCUCCAAGCGCAAGACCGACGUGUGCUACUACCACCAGAAGUUCUUCGAUAGUGCCUGCACGAUGGGUGCCUACCACCCACUCCUUUUUGAGAAGAAUAUGGUGAAGUACCUCAACGAGGGCACGGAUGAGGACAUCUACCUGCUUGGGAAAGCCACGCUGUCUGGCUUCCAGAACAUUCGCUGUUGAGCACGGGCCCCUGGUCAGACAUCCUCGUUCUUCUCUAUCAGUCAUUUUAUGGCUGGUCCUUGGCUACGGUAGCCUGGGAGGAACAUUUUCAGGAGCAGUCUCAGCCAGCUGAUGGCACACAAGGGGCUCUGAUCAGCAGGGGCUCUGGAGCUUCCAGAGCCUAAGGCCAAGGAACCAGACCCAGCCUUCUUCAUAGCCACAGAGCUUGGGAGCCCAGCCUCCAGUUACACAGACAGAUACACACACCUAACAUCCUUUCUACACAGCAUCCUCUCUCUUUACACACAGGAAGGCGCAAGAUCUACCUUUCCCACCUGGGCUGCCAGAGCUGGGCUUUGUUUUCCCCAACAGAAUGAUGUUUUACUCAAAAACCAGCAUUCUAGGUCAUGAGAGCUCUACCUACAUAUUGAUAUUUUAAAGAAACCCCCAAAUCAUGAUUGUGCCAGAUGCAUGUGGCUCUGGGGUGCAAGUAGUAUGGGUUACUGGAAACAUCUCAGUUCCUCCAGAACAAAGUUGCACCCAUUAGCCCUGCCCUAGGACAUGAUCCUAUCUAUCAUGACUCUGGCUGGCUGGGCUUGUCCUCAGCCUGGAGUGUUUAUGAGCAAAGAGUUUAUUAGCCCACCAUCCCUCUCUAAGCAGAGAAGGCACGAAAAAAUAGUCUCUGUCCUCAAGUUCAGGCACUGACAGGCACUGGUGUGCUAACAUUCCUUGAGCUCAGAGCACUGGGGCUUGUGGAGGGAUGAACCUGCUAUCCACACACCCAGGAGACACACACUGUACACUGCGCCCCUGGUCCUAGAAAGCUUCAUAGAACUGGGGUGUUGCAGUGGGCCGCUAGGGAAGAGAAGAAACACGCCAGAUACAUUUCAUCUGAAUCACUUUAGUUUUCCUUCCUUUAUUACCAGUGUUUUACUCUCUAAGGUCUCCUAGAGUAUAGAGGCUCUGGACUUCUCUCUUUUUUGAGGAAUCCUCCUACCCGUGUUAGCAGGAAGUGUAGUACCACAGCAGGCACCAGACAAGCCAGAGCCCCUGAGCCCUGAUUGCUGUAGGCUUGGCCUAGCCUGGCCUUCUGCUCCCAGUGGGGUUUAUGCAUUGUUAUUCCAGCUCUUCCUUUUUUAAUGUCUACACCCUGCACCACUUCCUAACUGCUGUCAUU